Messenger RNA from Fusarium keratoplasticum, 1896 nucleotides. Its product is annotated as Glutamate--tRNA ligase. Gene Ontology annotation, biological process: glutamyl-tRNA aminoacylation; translation. The transcript has 2 exons. NCBI's taxonomy places the organism in Eukaryota, Fungi, Ascomycota, Sordariomycetes, Hypocreales, Nectriaceae. The coding region runs from base 1 to 1896 and encodes 631 amino acids. Gene Ontology annotation, cellular component: methionyl glutamyl tRNA synthetase complex; cytosol; cytoplasm. The record is from RefSeq and is a predicted model, not a curated record. Gene Ontology annotation, molecular function: ATP binding; glutamate-tRNA ligase activity.
AUGAGCUUCGACGCUGAGAGCGCGGCUCCAGUGCUCGCCGCCGCCGACUUCAAGACCAUCGGUCCCUUGAUCGCCGAGCUCGACAAGCACCUCACCCUCCGAACCUACCUCGGAGGCUACAGCCUGGGAGAGGCCGACGAGAAGGUCUGGACUGCCCUGCGCACCAACAAGGUCACCAUUGGCCUCGUCCGCAAGGGUAGCUACGCCAACGUCACACGAUGGUUCAAGUUCAUCGAGGAGGCUCACCCCGAGCUCAAGGAGAAGCUCAACGAGGGUAAGGCCAAGUCGACCGAGAAGCGCGGGGGAGCCAACUACAACAUUGGUCUCUCCAACAUUGAGGAUGGAGUCGUGACCCGAUUCCCUCCUGAGCCCAGUGGUUUCCUUCACAUCGGCCACGCCAAGGCUGCUCUCCUUAACGAUUACUUUGCCAAGAGCGCCCCCGACGGCAAGGGCAAGCUCCUCGUCCGAUUCGAUGACACAAACCCCUCCAAGGAGAAGCAGGAGUUUGAGGAUGCCAUCCUGCACGACCUGGAGCUAAUGGACAUCAAGUAUGUCUCCGUCACCCACACCAGCGACUACUUCCAGGAGCUGUACGACAUUGCCGAGAAGAUGAUCCUCGACGGCGGUGCCUACGCCGAUGACACCGAUCCCGAGGUGCAGAAGGCGGACCGCAUGAACCGUCUCCCCAGCAAGCGACGUGACCGUCCUGCCGAGGAGUCUCUGGCCAUGUUCCGCGAGAUGAAGGCUGGCACUGACCUGGGCCGGAAACACUGCAUUCGUGCUCGUAUCGCCUACGACUCGAGCAACGGCUCCAUGCGAGACCCCGUUAUCUACCGAUUCCCCAACUUCAAGGAUAAGGAGCCGGCUCCUCACCACCGCACUGGCUGGGACUGGAACAUCUACCCUACCUACGACUUUGCCUGCCCUGUCGUCGACAGUCUCGAGGGCGUCACACACGCUCUGCGAACAACCGAGUACGCGGACCGUAACGAGCAGUACCACUGGUUCCUCAAGAACCUCAAGCUCCGCCAGGUCAACCUGUGGGAGUUUGCCCGUAUCAACUUUAUCCGCACAUUCCUUUCUAAGCGAAAGCUCACCAAGGUGGUGGACACUGGCCGUGUCACUGGCUGGGAUGAUCCCCGUCUGCCCACUGUCCGUGGUAUCCUCCGUCGCGGUCUGACUGUUCCCGCCCUCCGCGAGUUCAUGCUCAAACAGGGCCCUAGCCGAAAUGUUGUGACAAUGGACUGGACAACCAUCUGGGCCAUCAACAAGAAGAUGCUCGACGCUGUUGUCCCCCGAUACAUGGCGAUUGAGAAGAAGGAUGCUGUUGCUGUGACUGUGACUGGAGGCCCCGAGAAGUCGUACAAGGAGGAGAGACCCAAGCACGUCAAGAACCCCGAGGUGGGCACCAAGCAGGUGACGUUUGGUCCCAAGCUCAUCAUCGAUCAAGCCGACGCUGCCUCGUUUGCCGAUAACGAGGAGAUUACCCUGAUGAGCUGGGGCAACGCCAUCGUGCGGGGACUGGACAAGUCUGAGACGCCGAUCAAGGAGCUCAACCUCGAGCUGCACCUUGCCGGUGACUUCAAGACGACGGACAAGAAGGUGACGUGGUUGGCCUCUGACCCCGAGAACCUAGUGGAGGCGGAGCUCUGGGAGUUUGGCUACCUCAUCACCAAGGACGUUCUGGAGAAGGACGACAACCUGGACGACUUCCUGGCAGAGAACACGGCGACCAUGACGGAGGCGCUGGUUGACGCCAACAUCAGCUCGCUCAAGGAGGGCGAGUUCCUCCAGCUGGAGCGCAAGGGCUUCUUCCGGGUGGACAAGGCUCUUGGCCAAGGACCCGAGGGCCGUGCGGUGCUGUUCAAGGUUCCCACAGGCGGUCAGAAGAACUAG